UUUACCUAGUCAAAUGUCAAUUCCCUUUUGUACAAGUGUAAUACAUGUUACUUGAUAGCAGAGUAAUAGCAAUCUGAGUGCCUAUAUAUAGAAUCAUAUAUGCAGCACCAAGUCUUCACAUUUUAUCCUACAUCUCCUUCUCUUGCCUAUGUACGCUUCCGAUCAAUUUUAGCCCUGCUUGUUGUGCAUAGUCCACGCCACAAUGGCUCCGGGUUCAUCUUCUCUCGCUCUCAAGGUGGCCUCCGUUGCAGUCGUUCUCAGCGUGCUCGUUGUGCCUUCCCUAGGGCGUUGCGGUCGUUCUCCAGCGCCGCCGUCACCACCACCACCAGCAGCUCCUACACCGCCGCCGCCACCACCACCAUAUCCUACACCACCGCCGCCACCACCAGCUUCCACACCACCGCCUCCUGAGCCGUUGCCGCAAAGUCCCGCACUAGCGCCGGGGCCGAUGCCAGUGAUAUCAUGCAGCGACUGUUAUGAUCAGUGCUACAGGCCUUGCGAUGCAUCCAUUCGCUCGCAAUGCAGCGGUGAAUGCGAUGGUGUUGAAGGCUCCUGCAACUCUUGCAAGACCACGGUGAUCGCGAACUGCAAGGCUAGUAGGAAUUGCACCGGCAGCUGCGAUGAGUGCAACGACGCUCCUAAUGGUUCAUGCACCAGCGCCUGCACCACCCGAUAUUGUGACGCGUGCAAGUCAGGGCGUGCUUGGACAUGCUAUGAUACCUGCAGCAAGGAGUGCGACGCGCGUAACUGCAUACACAACUAGGAGUAGCUAGCUAACUAGUGCAUGUGAUGCAUGAUCGAAGAAUCUAAUUGUGAAUGUGCAUGAGUCUGAUGCCGGGACACCGAAUAAUCAACAUGGAUGUCCUCUAGUAGAAAAAGGACCUUUCUUUCA
Lolium perenne is the source of this 892-nucleotide messenger RNA. The record is from RefSeq and is a predicted model, not a curated record. NCBI's taxonomy places the organism in Eukaryota, Viridiplantae, Streptophyta, Magnoliopsida, Poales, Poaceae.